AUGUCUCAUCGGGAUAUCUCUGAGGUGGAGCCCGAAGGUACGUCGGCCUUGGCUGCUGGAUCAAGAGCUCUAUUUCUAGAGACAGUACGAAAAAGUAAUACAGCCUGUCAAAAUGGGGAUUACGCACUGGCAGCAACAUUAUACACUGAAGCACUUGCUUUGGAUCCACUUAGUCAUGUACUAUAUUCGAAUAGAUCUGCGGCACGUCUUAAAAUGGGUUUAUUUGCAUUAGCAUUACAGGAUGCUGUACGUGCUACAGAACUUGUUUCUCAAUGGCCAAAGGCUUAUUAUCGUCAAGGAGUUGCAUUACAAUGUUUAGGACGUCACGGCGAAGCUCUUGUGGCUUUUGCCACUGGUCUUGCUCGAGAUCCAUCCAAUUCCCAACUAUUAUCUGGACUGGUAGAAGCUUCACUGAAAUCUCCACUGCGUUCAACACUGGAGCCUACAUUCCAGCAACUAAGAGCUAUGAAGCUUGAUGAAUCUCCCUUCGUAGUAAUUUCAGUUGUUGGACAAGAGCUUCUUGGUGCUGGACAGUACAAAGCUGCAGCUGGAGUGCUAGAAGCAGCUCUUGCGAUCGGGACAUGUAGUUUAAAAUUACGUGGUUCCGUAUUCUCAGCACUGUCUAGUGCUUACUGGGCGCUUAAUUCGCUCGACAAAGCUAUAAAUUAUAUGCAGCAAGAUUUAGGAGUAGCAAGAUCGCUUGGCGACACCCAAGGUGAAUGUCGAGCCCACGGUAAUUUAGGAUCAGCUUAUUUCAGUAAAGGAACGUACAAAGAAGCUCUUACAGCACAUAGAUAUCAAUUAGUCCUGGCGAUGAAAUGUAAGGACGCACAAGCAGCAGCAUCUGCUUUGACAAGUCUUGGGCAUGUUUACACUGCAAUCGGGGACUUGCCUAAUGCUUUGGCGUCACACAAACAAUGUGUUCAAUUAGUUAAACAGAUGGGAGAUCGUCUCCAAGAAGCCAGAGAGAUAGGUAAUGUUGGAGCUGUUUAUUUGGCGAUGGGAGAGUUUGAGAGUGCUGUUGAUUGUCAUACUCAACAUUUGAGAAUAGCAAGACGACUUGGAGAUCGUGUUGAAGAAGCUCGGGCUUUCAGUAACCUUGGAUCUUCUCAUCAUUAUCGUCGUAAUUUUGGACAGGCUAUGACCUACCAUGAAAAUGUACUAAAAAUAGCCCAAGAACUUGGCGAUAAAGCCAUUGAAACGCGAGCGUAUGCUGGACUAGGUCAUGCAGCACGAUGUGCAGGUGAUUUGGCACAAGCAAAGCUCUGGCAUCAGCGUCAACUGGAUGUUGCUUUGACGACAAAAGAUAAGGUUGCUGAAGGUCGUGCCUGCUCUAAUUUAGGAAUUGUUUAUCAACUUUUAGGAGAUCAUGACGCGGCAUUAAAAUUACAUCAAGCGCAUUUAGGAAUAGCUCGAUCACUUGGUGAUAAAGCGGGAAUGGGACGGGCUUAUGGGAAUAUUGGUAAUGCAUACAAUGCUUUAGGUUACUAUGAACAAGCAAUCAAGUACCAUAAGCAAGAAUUGACAAUAAGUAAAGAAGUUAAUGACCGCAGUUCCGAGGCAAGUACUCAUGGAAAUUUAGCAGUUGCUUAUCAAGCUGUACAAGGACAUGAAACUGCAUUGAGACAUUAUAGAGCUCAUCUGGUGAUAGCCAGAGAACUAAAAGAUGCUGCUGGUGAAGCGUGUGCUCUUUUAAAUUUAGCCAAUUGUUUAUCAUCAAGAGGAAGAUUUGAAGAAGCGGUACCUUAUUAUGAAAAUUAUCUUAUGCUUUCCCAAGAGCUUCAUGAUGUUGAAGGGGAAGCCAAAGCGUGUCAUUUUUUGGGCUACGCACAUUAUUGCCUAGGUAAUCAUCGAGAAGCAGUUAGAUAUUAUGAUCAAGAUUUAGCGUUAGCUAAAGAUUUACAAGAUAAAUCGGGUAUGGGACGAGCAUACUGUAAUCUUGGUCUUGCUCAUCUUGCACUUGGAAAUUUAGAUACUGCGCUCGAGUGUCAAAAAUAUUAUUUAGCAAUAGCUCAUAUGAUGAAACAUCUCUCAGGAAAAUUUCGAGCUUUGGGUAAUAUGGGUGAUUGUCUUUUAAGACUCGGUGAGACUGAAGAAGCCAUUAAAAUUCAUCAACGUCAGUUGAAUUUAGCCCGUCAAGCGGCUGAUAGAAGUUUAGAGGCUGCUGCCUAUGGAGCACUUGGAAUUGCUCAUCGCGCUACAAGAAACUUUGACAAAGCACUGGGAUUUCAUACCCAAGAACUUACCUUACGUCAAGAGUCUAGUGAUCUUAGAGGUGAAUGUAGAGCACAUGGAAAUCUCGGUGCAGUUCAUAUGGCUUUGGGUCAGUAUACUCAUGCUCUUAAGUGCUAUCAAGAACAAUUAGAUCGUGCGAGAGAGCUAGUGGAUUCUGGAAUUGAAGCUCAAGCGCUAGGAAAUUUAGGAAUCGCAAGAUUAAAUAUGGCAUAUUAUGAAGAUGCUAUAGGAUAUUUCGAGCAGCAGUUAGCAACUUUAGAACCCUUGACAACUGGAACAGCAUUGCUUGAUAAAGCAAGAGCAUUGGGAAAUCUCGGAGAUUGUUAUGAAGCUCUAGGUGACCCUGAAGAAGCUGUCAAGUGUCAUGAACAGCAAUUAGCAGCUGCUAUACGAUUACGAAGUAUAAUAGACCAAGAGAAAGCAUAUCGGGGGCUUGGAAGGGCGCGUGAAGCUUCGGGUAAUCUUCAAGAGGCACUAGUGUGUUUCGAGAAAAGACUUGUAGCUGCUCAUGAAGUCGAAAGCCCAGAAGCAAGAGGAUCAGCUUAUGGUGAUUUAGGACGAGUUCAUGCUGCGUUAGGAAAUCACGAACAAGCUGUCAGUUGCUUGUCACAUCAACUGGCUUUAGCACGAGGUCUAGGUGAUAAAGUAGCAGAAGCAGAAGCUGCAAGUGGUUUAGGUGUCGUUCAUCUUUUAAUGGAUGAUCCAGAUUCUGCAUUUAGGCAUCAUCAAUUAGAGUUGUCUUUGGCCGAAGAUCUAGAUGCUGCUGGACUACAAGCCCGUGCCUGUGCUAAUCUUGGUGCAACACAAGAAGCUCUUGGUCAAUAUGAAGAGGCAAUAAAAUUGCAAGAACAGUCGUUAAGUUUAGCAGCAGCAGCUGGUGAUCAAGCAGCACGAGCUAUUGCAUUUUCUAGUCUUGGAAGGCUACAUCAUCUCUGUGGUGACUUUCCUCGCGCUUUGAGUUAUCUUCAAUCAGGCCUUUCACUGUCUGAAGGUCUUGGAAGGCGUGAAGAAGUUGCAAGGCUGCAUCAUCGACUUGGUCUUGUUCAUUGGCAAACCGGAGAAGCUUCUAUUGCUGUUGAACAACUCGAGAAAGCUGCUAAUUUAUUAGAAUCACUCGAUGGUUCAUCUAGUAUUUUAACAAAUCAGACGAAAAAAUCUGAUUUACUUGUCGAAAUUUAUGGAAUGCUGCAAAAAGUAUUAGUAAGUUUGAACCGUGCUGAAGAAGCGCUAAAUUGGGCUGAAAGAUCUCGAAGAUCAAAGAGUAUUAAUCUUGAAGAUGUUACUCAUUACUCAGAAAUUAUCGACCGGCAAAGAGGAAUCGUUUUAUAUUACAGUGAGGUUGAAAAUGAAUUACAUGUCUGGUGCUUAGCGCCGAGUCGUGGAUUGCUGAGGUUCCAUUCAACAACCAUGCCUAAUGGAAUAACUCUUGAGCAACAAGUAAAUCAAGCACGAGAAGCAUUACUCGGUGAAUCGCCAGAUUUAAUUGACGAGAGUUCUAAAAUGCCGUUGAGAGGAAACAGAUUUAAUGCUAGUUCCUAUAGUUUAAGUAGUCUCUUUAGUGUUGGUUCUGCAAGUUCUCGAGCUGGAAGCGCGCGAUGGGGUCGUGGAUCCAAAGAUCCUGCUUGGCAGACACCUGUUUCAAUUCAAUCACUUUACGAUAUUCUUCUAGCGCCAUUUGAAGAUUUACUUCCUCCAGUGAGAAAAGAACUAGUUUUAGUUGUUGAGAAAUCUCUUUACCUCGCACCUCUUCCGGCUUUACAAGCAGCCUCUGGUGAAGAUUAUCUCUGUGAAAGAUUUUCUUUGUUGGUGGUACCAUCUCUAGCGGCUUUGAAGAAAAGGUCCCGUACGCCGAUGCCAGAGGGUGGCGCUACAGUUGCAGCUCUUGUUGUUGGUAAUCCAGUACUUCCUGAAGAAUUACGAGAUGAACACGGAUGGCCUGAGACUGUUGCCUCCGCAGAAAGUGAAGCUGGAAUCGUUGCUGAGAUUUUGGAGUCACGUCCACUAACAGGCAUUGAAGCUUCAAGAUCUGCAGUACUAAGAUCUCUUCCCGAUGCAGAAUGUAUUCAUCUCACCAUACCAAUUUUAUGGAACUCAGCUAGCUUAGCAUUUACACCCGAUCAAAAUGAAGAAAAUACACAGCGUCCUGAAUUUUUGGUAUCUCCAGCAGAAAUAAUGAGACAGAAAUUAACUGCUCGUUUAGUUGUAUUAUCUUCAGGACACUGUUGGAACAAUGAUGAAAGUUCAACCAAAAUAACUACCGAUGGCAUUGAAGCAAUAGCAAAGAGCCUUUUAAAUGCCGGCGCACAGUGUGUUCUCAUUGCAAUGUGGCCUGUACCUUCAACGGCUGGAAGUAUUUUACUACGAGCGUUUUACAGUGCAAUGUUACAAGGCGCUCGUGCGUCGAGAGCUUUAGCAGAAGCCAUGCAAACCGUCCAACACACAAGACACUUUGCACACCCGCUUAAUUGGGCUGGAUGGCUGUUACUUGGCGGAGACGCUAGACUUUCCAACAAAGUUGCAUUAAUGGGGCAAGCUCUGGCAGAGUUACUGCGCAGUGGACCAGAAAUGAGUCGAGAUGCAUUACGCGUGACAUUACAUUUAGUAGAGAAAUCUCUUCAACGUAUUCACCGCGGUCAGAAAAAUGCUAUGUACACAACUCAACGUAGUAUUGAAAACAAAGUUGGUACGGCAACUGGUUGGAAAGAAUUGUUAAUGUCUGUUGGAUUCCGUUUUGAACCAGCAGGUAAUGGUAUUCCUUCGUCAGUAUUUUUCCCUCAAAGUGAUCCAGAAGAAAGAUUGACUAGAUGUAGUGCUAGUUUACAAGCAUUGUUAGGAUUGGGACCAGCUUCUUUGCAUGCUCUUGUUCGUUUAUUACAGGUACCAGAAGCAGCUGAAGAUGUUAUUUCUGCAAUGCGAAAAGCCAGUUGCGCGACUGAAGGUCAAGAAGUGUCGUUGCCAGUUAAAGUUUGGCGAGCAUCGGGUUCCCAUGAGCUAUUUGCUAGCUUAGGAUUCGAUUUAAUGGAAGUUGGACAAUCUGAAGUUACACUUAGAAGUAGUAAACAAGCAUCUCGGAGGGCAGUUCAAUUUGCUUUACAAGCGUUAUUAGCAUUAUUUGAUACUCAAGAAGCUCCCAAAAGCUUGAGCUUAGACUCAGGCAGUUCAAUGGAAAGUCUUGUUUCUGUUUCACAACCGGAGAAAAAUAGUCUUCUCGAGCGGCCGAGACUUGGUGGAGCAUUUGCAAGUUACGUCAGACAUCGAGGCGAGCCUGAUGGUAAAACUAAUGAAGCACCCAAUGCUUCUAUUCCACGGCAGACGUAUCCAAAUGAAGGAGGUGAAUCUGAUGUUGCGUUUACUCCAAGUCCGCCAGUUGCUCUGACAUUGAAUCAUCAAACUCGUAUUAGAAAUUUGUAUCAAGAACAAACAGUACGACCUGACUCCAGUUCUAGCAGUUCAGUAACAGACUGGGAAAAUGGUCAUAAUACGAUAUUAAGACGACAACCGGUACCACCCUUACCACCAGCAGUCCUCGAUAGACUAAGUGUCCGUACUGAAAUAGGAUCGAUUGCGUCAAGAAAAUUACGAAUGCCGACAACUAAUAAUACUAACGAAGAAAUUAAUCAUCAACCUGAGACACCACAAACUAAUGAAAGUAUUCCACACAAUAUGAGGAAUUUAGCAACUUCAUUGACGAGCUUAACUCGGGAAUUGACACCGACAAUGUCUGAAGUUUAUCACGAGAGAAAUAUUGGAUUGGGACUGGCACCAUCUCUAUCAAAACUUCUUGAAGAAGUUGGUAAUGUUACUGAAAGUGAACAACGUCAACUUUCAAGAUCCGAACAAAGUCAAACACAAAAUUGGUUACAAAACGAACCAGAACUUUGUCGGAGAGAUGAAGCAGAUGGCAGAUCUAUUGCGGAAUCACAAUGUAGUGCAACUAGUUUUAACAAAAUACACAGAAAAGCACCACCUCCUCCUGUAAACGGAUAA
Cotesia congregata is the source of this 6222-nucleotide messenger RNA. The record is from the annotation of a GenBank genome assembly. NCBI's taxonomy places the organism in Eukaryota, Metazoa, Arthropoda, Insecta, Hymenoptera, Braconidae.